GGGGCGUCGCGGCGAUCAGAUUGGCUUGGCGUCGGAGGGGUCGCCUGGGCCGGGUGGGGAGGAGGCGGCCAGACCCGGUCGCCGGGCUGGAGUGGGCCGAGCGGGGGCUCGAGCGCUACCCGCACGGGGACAGCAGCCGAGCCGCGGACGCCGACGCCAUGCGCUGGGUCUGGGCGCUGCUGAAGAAUGCGUCCCUGGCAGGGGCGCCCAAGUACAUCGAGCACUUCAGCAAGUUCUCCCCGUCUCCCCUGUCUAUGAAGCAGUUUCUGGACUUUGGGUCCAGCAAUGCCUGCGAGAAGACGUCCUUCACCUUCCUCCGGCAGGAGCUGCCCGUGCGCCUGGCCAACAUCAUGAAAGAGAUCAACCUGCUUCCCGACCGGGUGCUCAGCACGCCCUCAGUGCAGCUGGUACAGAGCUGGUAUGUGCAGAGCCUGCUGGACAUCAUGGAGUUCCUGGACAAGGACCCCGAGGACCACCGCACCUUGAACCAGUUCACUGAUGCCCUGGUCACCAUCCGGAACCGCCACAACGACGUGGUGCCCACCAUGGCCCAGGGCGUGCUGGAGUACAAGGACACCUACGGCGACGACCCCGUGUCCAACCAGAACAUCCAGUACUUCCUGGACCGCUUCUACCUCAGCCGCAUCUCCAUCCGCAUGCUCAUCAACCAGCACACCCUCAUCUUCGACGGCAGCACCAACCCGGCCCACCCCAAGCACAUCGGCAGCAUCGACCCCAACUGCAACGUGUCCGAGGUGGUGAAAGAUGCCUACGACAUGGCCAAGCUCCUGUGUGACAAGUAUUACAUGGCCUCACCUGACCUGGAGAUCCAAGAGGUCAACGCCGCCAACGCCACCCAGCCCAUUCACAUGGUCUACGUCCCCUCCCACCUCUACCACAUGCUCUUCGAACUCUUCAAGAAUGCCAUGCGGGCCACUGUGGAGAGCCACGAGUCCAGCCUCGUUCUCCCCCCUAUCAAGGUCAUGGUGGCCUUGGGCGAGGAAGAUCUGUCCAUCAAGAUGAGUGACCGAGGUGGGGGCGUCCCUUUGAGGAAGAUCGAGCGCCUCUUCAGCUACAUGUACUCCACGGCCCCCACCCCCCAGCCCGGCACGGGGGGCACCCCACUGGCCGGCUUUGGUUACGGGCUGCCCAUCUCCCGCCUCUACGCUAAGUACUUCCAGGGGGACCUGCAGCUCUUCUCCAUGGAGGGCUUCGGGACCGACGCCGUCAUCUAUCUCAAGGCCCUGUCCACGGACUCGGUUGAGCGCCUGCCCGUCUACAACAAGUCUGCCUGGCGCCACUACCAGACCAUCCAGGAGGCCGGUGACUGGUGCGUGCCCAGCACAGAGCCCAAGAACACGUCCACGUACCGGGUCAGCUAGGGGCCACGUGCGCCCACACACAGGAGGACAGACUGCCGUCUGUGGGUCCGGCCACCAUGGGGCCCUCCCCACCCCUCCCUCCGGAGGCGGAGGUGGGGGUGUCUUCUUGAUGACCAGGUUCUGUCUGUGUGGAAGUCACUGCAGUGACCAGUCUGGUGGUUCCUAAGUGCCAAUCUGUCUCCACGGAGACACCUAGGUGGUCUCCCUGGGGUCCACUCUUCGUGGGUGAUGCCUGAGGGCCGGGGUUCAUGGCUCCACCCUGAUAGGAUGCCCCAGAUACCCUGUCCCAUGGCAGUCACUCUCCUGCCAGGGAUCCUGGGUCCCCCUCACUGCCCACCACACCCCCAGUCUUCCAAGUGGACGCCCUGCUUGCCUUAUUCUCCACCAGUGGGCACACUGCCCUGGCCACUGUCAGUAUCAGGAAGGGUCCAGGUGCCCCCAGACCUGGGAGUGAGUGGGAAAGGGGGGCGCUCUUGGCCCCGGGUCAGGGACCUGGUCUUGGAGUUUCUCCUCCACUCUGGGCAUUAAGAUCAAGGUGGGAUGGGCACAGCUCUGGCCCAAGGCUCACCCUAAAGGAGAGGAACCCAAGAAGCCCCCGAGGCCACCUGCCCAGCCAAGGACCCUCAGAUGACCUUGGCCAUGGUGGCACUGCCUCCCAUGCCCUUGCCCAGCAUGUCUGCACAUGCGCAGCCCGCCCUGCCCUGCCACACCCACCCUGUCCUGCCUGAGCCCCAGACCCUAGAGCCCACAUGCCCGACCCUGUGCCUGGUGGCUUCCUCCCUGGGAUGUUCUCUGUACAUAGCUAGUUUUAUAACCCUGGGUGCCAACCCCCAAGGACACAGGAGGCUAAAGCUGUGUGUUCCUCCCAGUGGCUGACAGUGACAUCCGCAGUAAAGAGGAGAUUGAAUAAGA
Messenger RNA from Chinchilla lanigera (long-tailed chinchilla), 2294 nucleotides. RefSeq names its product pyruvate dehydrogenase kinase, isozyme 2 (gene Pdk2). Lineage: Eukaryota; Metazoa; Chordata; Mammalia; Rodentia; Chinchillidae. Gene Ontology annotation, biological process: protein phosphorylation; regulation of glucose metabolic process. Gene Ontology annotation, cellular component: mitochondrion. Bases 159 to 1382 code for a protein of 407 amino acids. Gene Ontology annotation, molecular function: pyruvate dehydrogenase (acetyl-transferring) kinase activity. The transcript has 11 exons. The record is from RefSeq and is a predicted model, not a curated record.